AUGAAUGCAACUCUUGAUUUCUCUUAUAUUCCCGAAUUAUUAGAGACAUCAUCGAUGGUUGCAUUAGUUGCUUUCUUUUUCAUCUCCUAUUCGACUCUUCCAUUUUAUAUUUAUGUGCACAACUUGAAUCGGUCAAAAGAAAAGGAUCUUCCGUUUGUUCAACUUUUCUACAAAAUAGUCAAAUGGUCGUAUUGGUUCUGUUCUGCCUCUGUAUUGAUGUUUUCUCUGAUGUCAUUGCUUGUGAUCAACUUAAGUGACAAAUUUAAGUCAGCAAAAAGAAUGAUCCUUUGGAUCCCAUUUAUUUUCUUUAUGGCUUCGAUAUAUAUCUUUCACAUUUUACAACAAACAAUCCAUUUACUAUUGUUUCUAUUAGCAAUUAUUAAUUCUCUGAAAUACCGUUCGCCUCUUCAUUUCGCGUUCAAAGCACAGUAUCUCAAUUACAUCACACCUCUGAACGUAUUUUUCGUUUUACUGGAUGUUGCAGCGUUUAUGUUGCAUGUGCUUCGUCAGUACGGCGUUCUAAAUACAGAGAAAGUUCAAGUUUUCAUAGCGUGCAAUGAGGCAUUGUAUAUGUUUUUUAACAUUGUAAUAUCGUUUCUAACUCCAUUUAUCUACAUUCCAAUUAUGAUUGAUAUAAGGAAAAAUAGACAUCUUCACUCCCCACAACACAUGUUUCUACACAAUUACAUAUUCUUUCAGAGUUCUCUGGUGGUAUUAUUUAAAUUGAUAAUUCUACCCUAUUGUUUUGACACUGGAAACUUUUAUAGUAAAUUUUUUCUAAUGAUGAUGAAAAUAGCUAUAGGUGAUGUUCUAACUGCACCGUUGAUAAUUCAACUGUCAUAUUUGAGAUGUAAUUUACACGAAUUAAUUGUUCUGAAUGAUUCAUUUGAUCUCCACAAAUUUGUGAAAGUUAUAAUUGGCAAAACGGAGAACUCUGUACAUCCUAGUGAGGCUCCUAUUGCAUUUUCAAUCACCUAA
Messenger RNA from Caenorhabditis elegans, 978 nucleotides. RefSeq names its product Serpentine Receptor, class Z (gene srz-99). The transcript is spliced from 5 exons. Bases 1 to 978 code for a protein of 325 amino acids. The record is from RefSeq and is marked reviewed. Lineage: Eukaryota; Metazoa; Nematoda; Chromadorea; Rhabditida; Rhabditidae.